This is a messenger RNA of Gracilinanus agilis (Agile Gracile Mouse Opossum), 690 nucleotides long. RefSeq names its product prefoldin subunit 1 (gene PFDN1). The transcript is spliced from 4 exons. Gene Ontology annotation, biological process: protein folding. The record is from RefSeq and is a predicted model, not a curated record. Gene Ontology annotation, molecular function: protein folding chaperone. Lineage: Eukaryota; Metazoa; Chordata; Mammalia; Didelphimorphia; Didelphidae. Gene Ontology annotation, cellular component: cytoplasm; prefoldin complex. Bases 14 to 382 code for a protein of 122 amino acids.
AGCUCGAACCAAGAUGGCUGCCCCCGUGGAUCUGGAGUUGAAGAAGGCUUUCACAGAACUACAAGCCAAAGUUAUUGAUACUCAGCAGAAGGUGAAGCUUGCAGAUAUCCAGAUCGAACAGCUAAAUAGAACAAAAAAGCAUGCACAUCUUACAGAUACAGAAAUUAUGACUUUGGUAGAUGAGACUCACAUGUAUGAAGGUGUAGGGAGAAUGUUUAUUCUUCAGUCCAAGGAAGUAAUUCACAACCAGCUGUUAGAGAAACAGAAGAUAGCCGAAGAAAAAAUUAAGGAACUGGAACAGAGAAAAUCAUACCUGGAGCGCAGUGUGAAGGAUGCAGAGGACAACAUUCGGGAAAUGCUGAUGGCCAGAAGGGCACAGUAAACCUUUAUUUGACCCCCUUUCCUCUGCUCCAUUUGGGUGGGGCAGAGCAGCAGACUGGUGUGCUCUAACUCGGAGGACUUUUUGGAAACUGCUUUUAUUUGGAACAUUGUUAAGCUGCAGCCUUCAAGGUGGUGGCCUCCUGUACCCCAGGGCUGAGCCACUUGCAGAUCCUUGGCCUGAGGUUUGAUCAUGACCUGCUGAAGCUGAGAGGAGGAGGAGGAGGAGAGCCCAGGGCAAAGGAAGUACUCCCUGUUCAGUAACUCCAGUUACCAUUUUUGUUACAUAAAUAAAAGGUAUCCAUCCCCUUC